AUGGAUUUUGGGGUUGUCUUCAAAUGGGCGUUGACACUUCUCGUUGGUCUUGACACAUUUGCCAUCGCGUUGGUGUCGUCUGCCUACUCAGGCUCUACAAAUGAAAUCAUCGCCGAGUUUCGCAUUAGCGAGGAGAUCGCACUCCUUGGUAUAUCCCUUUUUGUCGUCGGUUUUGCGGUUGGUCCUCUCAUCUGGCACCGCUCAGCGAGAUAUAUGGCCGUCGAUACAUUCUCGUUGGGAGUGGGGUCGGGUUGA
This is a messenger RNA of Penicillium waksmanii, 255 nucleotides long. RefSeq lists its product as uncharacterized. The transcript has a single exon. The coding region runs from base 1 to 255 and encodes 84 amino acids. The record is from RefSeq and is a predicted model, not a curated record. Lineage: Eukaryota; Fungi; Ascomycota; Eurotiomycetes; Eurotiales; Aspergillaceae.